AUGCUCAUUAGGGUAGAUUACGAUUUUUUAUUAAAGUUACAAAGUCUUAUAAUAGAUUGGUGUAUAGAUGGAGUUAUAUUGCGUAAUGUGUACAACCAAGCACUUGAUCAUCUAAAAAGCGAACGACCCGACCUUUCAGAUAAAUUUGUUAGAAGCCUUGGUCAUGGAAUUGGCACCGAGUUUCAUGAAUCUGCAUAUGUAUUAAAUUCAAAUAGCAAUAAGGUUUUUAAAAAUGGAAUGGUAUUGAAUCUAAUUGUUGGAUUUCAAAAUAUAACAAAUCCUAAAGCAAAAGAUGAUCAAACAAAAAACUAUUCCAUAUGGAUUAUUGAUACCGUCAAAAUUUCAGAUGAUACGUGUCAUUAUAUGACAGAUGGAAAUAGAAACCGUGAUGCUACCACUUUUUUCACUGAAGACAAAGAAGAUGAUGAGAAUAAAAAAUAUACUACCACUUUAUUCAAAGACGAAGAAAGUGAGGAUAAAGGUGAAGAUGAUAUUUUUAAUGAGACGAAAAGAGCAUCAAGCUGA
This is a messenger RNA of Entrophospora sp. SA101, 525 nucleotides long. The record is from the annotation of a GenBank genome assembly. Lineage: Eukaryota; Fungi; Glomeromycota; Glomeromycetes; Entrophosporales; Entrophosporaceae.